Messenger RNA from Gracilinanus agilis (Agile Gracile Mouse Opossum), 1960 nucleotides. RefSeq names its product leucine aminopeptidase 3 (gene LAP3). The record is from RefSeq and is a predicted model, not a curated record. The transcript has 13 exons. Gene Ontology annotation, molecular function: manganese ion binding; metalloaminopeptidase activity. Gene Ontology annotation, cellular component: cytoplasm. Gene Ontology annotation, biological process: proteolysis. Bases 1 to 1590 code for a protein of 529 amino acids. Lineage: Eukaryota; Metazoa; Chordata; Mammalia; Didelphimorphia; Didelphidae.
AUGCUGCUCUCGCUGCCUCUUCCGGCGCUCAGACGACUCGUUGUCUGCUGCGUGAGAGGGAAGCAGCACGGGUGCCGGGGCUUUGUCGCUGCGUCCCAGCUCAGCCAUCGCGGAGCCAUGACCAAGGGCCUUGUUUUAGGCAUUUAUGCCAGAGAAAAAGAAGAUGAUGCCCUUCAGUUUACAAGCGCAGGAGACCAUUUUGACAAACUUGUAUCUGGAAAGCUUAGAGAACUUUUGGCCAUAUCUGGGCCUCCACUGAAGGCAGGCAAAACACGUACAUUUUACGGCCUUCAUCAGGAUUUCCCCAGUGUUGUUGUAGUUGGUCUGGGUAAAAAGACAUCUGGGAUAAAUGACCUGGAAAAUUGGAAUGAAGGCAAAGAAAACAUCCGAGUUGCUGUUGCAGCUGCAUGUAGACAGAUCCAGGACCUGGAGAUUCCUUCUGUGGAUGUGGAUCCCUGUGGAGAUGCUCAGGCUGCUGCAGAAGGAGCUCUUCUUGGCCUCUAUGAAUUUGAUGAGCUAAAGCAAAAAAAGAAGACUGUAGUUUCUGCUCAACUCUAUGGAAGUGAUGAUGAAGCUUGGCAGAAAGGAGUUGUGUUUGCUAAUGGGCAGAACCUAGCCCGACACUUGAUGGAAACACCAGCCAACAAAAUGACUCCGACUAAAUUUGCAGAAACCAUUGAGCAGAAGCUCAAAAGUGUGAGCAGCAAUACCACAGUUCACAUAAGGCCCCAAUCUUGGAUUGAGGAACAAGCAAUGGGAGCCUUCUUAAGUGUGGCUAAAGGUUCUGAUGAACCACCAGUCUUCUUAGAAAUCCACUAUAGAGGAAGUCCAAAUGCAGAUGACUCACCCUUGGUGUUUGUUGGGAAAGGAAUCACCUUUGAUAGUGGUGGCAUCUCGAUCAAGCCUGCUGCAAACAUGGAUCUCAUGAGAGCUGACAUGGGAGGGGCAGCAACCAUAUGUUCAACCAUCAUCACGGCGGCAACGCUAAAAUUACCACUUAAUCUUAUUGGUUUGGCUCCACUUUGUGAAAAUAUGCCUAGCGGGAAGGCUAACAAACCAGGAGAUGUUGUCACGGCAAAGAAUGGGAAGACAAUACAGGUUGAUAAUACAGAUGCAGAGGGGAGGCUCAUACUAGCUGAUGCUCUCUGUUAUGCCCACACAUUUAACCCAAAGGUUAUAAUAAAUGCUGCAACAUUAACAGGUGCCAUGGAUAUAGCUUUGGGCUCAGCUGCCACUGGAGUUUUUACCAAUUCGUCCUGGCUCUGGACUAAACUCUUUGAGGCAAGCACUGAAACAGGGGACCGUAUGUGGAGGAUGCCUCUCUUUGAACAUUAUACAAGACAGAUUGUAGAUUGUCAGCUUGCUGAUAUUAAUAAUCUUGGCAAAUACAGAUCUGGGGGAGCUUGUACAGCUGCAGCAUUCCUGAAGGAAUUUGUAACCCAUUCUAAAUGGGCUCAUUUAGAUAUAGCAGGAGUGAUGACAAAUAAAGAUGAGGUUCCAUAUCUUAGGAAAGGAAUGACAGGAAGGCCUACAAGGACUCUGACAGAGUUCCUAAUUCGAAUGAGUGAAGACAAAGAAAAUUCUCAAUGAAGUACUGAUCUUGGAAUUGUUAUAUUGUAGCUUAAAUCGGAUAUUUGGAUUAAAACAAUGUUUUAAAAGGGGCUUAAUGAGGCUUCAGAAACCUAGACUAAAAUGAAGCACAUUUGGCUAGUAUCAAGAAUGCAACCAUUUUAACUUUAAACAAAGAUUCAAUGAUGAAAGGCAAAUUUUACAUAGGACCUGAUGAUGGAUUUUUAAAAAGAUGUUUAUAAAAUAUCAUUGAUUGUUUUAAAAAAACAGUAAUCAAUUUCUAAUGAAUAAACUGAAUUAAGAGGUAAAAUGCUAAUUAUUUUUUAUUUGUUACUAGAAACCAUGAACAAAGAUACUAUGCAUUGAACAAUAAAUUCAUCUUUCUAUGCUA